AUCUUGGCUGAGGCGGUGGAUCUGGUUGUAGUUGUAGAUUCUAUUGUAGUGGGAGCCGUGGAAGAUCUUGAGAAUGUAUCAUUUCUUGUCAACACUGUUGCUGUUGUUUGCAUCGCCUCUGUUAUUCCAGGGGUUGGUGUUCCUGUUUGGGUCGCAGUCGUCCAAGCUGUUUGGGUAGCCGUCGUAGCUAUUGGCUUAUUGAUUGAUACAAGAGUCGUUGAUGUGGACAUAGUAGUAUGUGUUGUUGUUGAUGGUGUUGAAAGUUUAGUCGUGAUCGUUGCUGUUGUCCCUGGUGAAGUUGUUGUGGUAGAAUAUGCCUUUGUUGACGUUGUUGAUGUGGGCGUAGUAGUAAGUGUCGUUGUUGUUGGUGUUGAUGUGGAAGUAGUAGUAAGUGUCGUUGUUGUUGGUGUUGAUGUGGAAGUAGUAGAAAGUGUCGUGGUUUUUGGUGCUGAUGUGGGCGUAGUUGUAAGUGUCGUUUUUUUUGGUGUUGAUGUGGAAGUAGUAGUAAGUGUCGUUGUUUUUGGUGUUGAUGUGGAAGUAGUAGGAUGUGUCGUUGUUGUUGGUGUUGAUGUGGGAGAAGUAGGAUGUGACGUUGUUGUUGAUGUAUGCGUAGUAGUAAUUGUUGUUAUUUUUGUCGGUGUUAAUGUUGGUGUAUUACUAAGUAUUGUUGUUGCCGGUGUUGCUGUUGGAAUGGCCGUGUGCGUUGCUGUUGUCAGUGUAGAAGUUGGUGUGGUAGAAUAUGUCGUUGCUGGAGGGUUUGAUAUUUGUGUGGUAUUAUGCUUCGUUGUUGUCGGUGUUGGCGUUGGGGUGGUGGCAUUUAUUUUUGUUGGCGGUGUUGACGUUAAUGUGGUGGUAAAUGUUGUUAUUAUUGGUGUUGAAGUUGGUGUUGUAGAGUGUGUUGUCAAUUUUGAUGUUGAUAUGGGCGGGGUAGCAGGUGGUGUUAUCGUUGGUUUUGAUGUUGACAUCAUUGUUGUUGGCAGUGUCGAUGUUGUUGGGGUCGUCAGUUCAAGCGUUGUCAUUAUCUGUGUUGCUGUUUCUGUGAGUGUACCGGUACUGUUUAAAGGUGGUGAAAUUGUUGUUCUGGUUGAUGUUGGUCGCGGUGUAGAUGUGAGCGCUGCUAAUGGCGUAAUUGGCAAAGCAGGCACUGCUGUGUCUGUAACAGGAGAAGUUACUGGCGAUGUAGUUGGUGACGAUAACUGUGUGGUAGCUGACUGCGCUGUGCUUGCAGCCGUUGUUGUUGUUGUUGUUGUUGUUUCUGAGGUGGUCGUAGUGUCGGCUUCAAGAAUGGCAAUAUCGGCACAGUUGUAAAACGUCUCCUGAGCGCCACACCCUCGACAAUACUUCCCCGUC
Messenger RNA from Lingula anatina, 1350 nucleotides. RefSeq lists its product as uncharacterized. The record is from RefSeq and is a predicted model, not a curated record. NCBI's taxonomy places the organism in Eukaryota, Metazoa, Brachiopoda, Lingulata, Lingulida, Lingulidae.